Vombatus ursinus (common wombat) is the source of this 1596-nucleotide messenger RNA. It is a transcript of the gene MTHFD2L, whose product is annotated as methylenetetrahydrofolate dehydrogenase (NADP+ dependent) 2 like. Gene Ontology annotation, molecular function: methylenetetrahydrofolate dehydrogenase (NADP+) activity; methenyltetrahydrofolate cyclohydrolase activity; methylenetetrahydrofolate dehydrogenase (NAD+) activity. NCBI's taxonomy places the organism in Eukaryota, Metazoa, Chordata, Mammalia, Diprotodontia, Vombatidae. Bases 110 to 979 code for a protein of 289 amino acids. Gene Ontology annotation, biological process: tetrahydrofolate interconversion. Gene Ontology annotation, cellular component: mitochondrion. The transcript is spliced from 8 exons. The record is from RefSeq and is a predicted model, not a curated record.
AUGGGAGCUUCCCUUGGCUGAAUCAACUCAAGAUGUCCUCAAUGCCUACCUUUGUUGAGUAGCCUUCUCCUACAGUGGAUGUGAAGCCACCGUUAUCUCAGGAACUGAAAUGGCCAGACAGAUCUGUAAAGAAAUAUGUCAUGAGGUAGAAUCAUGGGUGUCCCUUGGGAACAGGAAACCUCAUCUCAGUAUCAUUUUAGUAGGAGACAACCCAGCAAGCCAUACCUAUGUAAGAAAUAAGAUAAAAGCUGCUACAGCUGUGGGCAUUGGUAGUGAAGUCAUUCUGAAACCUAAAGAUGUUUCUCAGGAAGAACUUUUGGACAUAACUGAGCAACUAAAUAUGGACUCAAGAGUUAGUGGUAUAUUAGUUCAACUGCCUUUGCCAGACCACAUAGAUGAACGGACAGUCUGCAAUGGAAUUGCACCUGGAAAAGAUGUGGAUGGGUUUCAUAUUGUCAAUGUUGGACGACUAUGUCUGGAUCAGCAUUCUAUGAUACCAGCCACUGCCUGUGCUGUUUGGGAAAUCAUAAAGAGAACUGGAAUUGAAACAUUUGGAAAAAACGUGGUUGUAGUUGGAAGAUCCAAGAAUGUAGGAAUGCCCAUUACAAUGCUUCUACACACUGAUGGAGACCAUGAAAGACCUGGAGGUGAUGCAACAGUGACAAUAACGCAUAGAUAUACUCCAGAAGAGCAGCUGAAGAUCCAUACACAGCUGGCUGAUAUUAUCAUAGUAGCUGCAGGUAUUCCAAAGAUGAUUACCUCAGAUAUGGUGAAAGAAGGUGCUACUGUAAUUGAUGUGGGUAUCAACCAUAUCCGUGAUCCUGUAACAGGAAGGACAAAAUUAGUAGGAGAUGUAGACUUUGAAGCAGUUAAGAAGAAAGCUAAGUUUAUCACUCCAGUGCCAGGUGGCGUGGGGCCUAUGACUGUGGCCAUGCUUCUGAGGAAUACCCUUCUGGCAGCCAAGAAGAUCAUUUACUAGACAGCUCCUGGUACCGGCACCGAAAUAAGACCGAUGUCAUGUGGCUUCUCUGUCAGUCAAGAGUCCAAACCUCUAUAUUUUACUACAAAGUUAUUUAUUUCUACAUUAUAUUUAUUUUUUGUGUCCGGAAUGGUUCUGAAUUGGGCAGCUCACAAAGUCUUAUGCAUUCUCUGCUAAUGGGUUAUUCUUUUAACUUUAGUUUAAUUUUAAAAAAAGCAAUGAUUGCUCUUGCCUUGUGGAUAACACUGGUUCAUUAAGAAAAAUUAAGUCACAGGAUGCUGAAAUAAUAAAGGACUUAGAGUCAGGUGACAGGUUUCUGAGAAUAUUCACAGCCAUGUCCUUAAAGGAAUUUUGGAUGAUUUCACCAUGUGCAUAGGAGACACCUAGUCUGUGGACAGCCUUUAAGGGAGAAUUUUGCUCUACUGAAUCAAAUACUUUCUUUUAUAGCCAACAGUCAACACAGUAGGAUCUUGUUUUCUGUCUCUUGUGUAACUAUUGAGAUGUGAUCCCCUAUGGAAUAUCAUUCAUGAAAGCCUGACUGUUCCCUUCUCAUGCCUACAUCAGAGAUGCUAUCAAAAUGUGUAUAGCUAAUUAAAGAUUUUGUAGAAAUGGCAAAA